AUGUCUUUCCCUUCACACAACACUCUUCCUUCUUCUGCUCAAAGUAACAUCUCGAUUGAUUUCAACGAUCCUCCUCUCGGACUCGAACAAUCGUGGCUUGAAGACUCUAAAGAAUGUUUUGAAGCACACACUCUUCUCAAGUCUCUCAUCAUUGACCAAAUUAAUCAAAUUCCAGUGGCUAACUUUAAUUUAGUACUUCAACAAUGUAGAAAUAGAGCAAGUCAAAGAGUGAGCAUGCACGCCAAUCGCGAAAUUGAAAUGCUCAAGCAGGACAUUGAGAGACUCGUUCAAGAAAAUCAACGCAUCAACAAGAUGUUACUCCAUGAAAUGAAACUCCGACAACAAUACUACAAUGAAUUGCAAUUGUUGAAAGGAGCUAUCAGAAUAUUUGUACGUGUGAGGCCCUUGCUACCACACGAAAUUCAACAAGGUGAUUUUUCUGUGGUUCGAUUCUCAAAGAAUAGUCAACAAUUACUCUUCUUUCCAAAAGUACUCAGUCAAGAGAUGCCACCACCAGAAAAUGAAAAGAUCACCAAACAGAAUUAUCGACAAUUCCAAUUUGACCGAAUUAUAGGUCCGAAUAUUCAUCAAAGACAACUUUAUGAUGAAGAAAUUUCUCCUCUGACAAAAUCAGUGCUGGAUGGAUACAAUGUCUCAAUUUUUGCCUAUGGACAAACAGGAACUGGAAAGACUUUCACCAUGCAAGGAAGUGGAGAAGAACCCGGAAUUCAACAAUACAUUCUUCAUGACUUGUAUCAUCAAAAAGCAAAAGAUCAAACCAUUUGUGAAAUGUCCAUUGCUUUAAGCUGUCUUGAAAUUUACAAUGAAACAUGCAUCGAUUUGUUAAGAUCCAAUGACAACAAGUUGGAUCUCAAAAUGGAUCCUCAUACCAAAAAGAUUAUUGCUCAAGGUCUUCGUGAGGUGGUUUGUAACGAUGUUCAGGAGGCCAUUCAAUGUCUCGUGUUUGCUCAAAAGAAUCGAGCAGUUGCUUCCACACUUCAAAAUCAUCGAAGUUCUCGAUCUCACCUCAUUGUUCAAAUCAGCAUAACGAAAACCUUUUUCCAAAGUGAAACGUUUGCUAUGGAUGAAGGAGAAGACGCAUCGGAUCAGCCACAACAAAUACCCUCAAAUACCUCCACUACCAUUACUUCAACCAUGUAUUUGAUCGAUUUGGCAGGUAGUGAGAAGAUUAACACCAGUUCAGCCUCUAAUCCAAUUACCGAUAGUGAAACAAAGCAUAUUAACAAAUCAUUGUCGGCGUUGGGCAAUGUGAUGGAAAGCCUUCGAAAUCGGAGUGCAAAACCAAACAUGAAUAAUAACAAUGGACAAACUCAUGUUCCCUACAGAGACACCAAGCUCACUUACUUUAUGUCCAAUGUGUUUAGGGAUAAGCAUGCCAUUGUUUGUAUGAUUCCUCAUAUUGCUCCCAGUCAGAUGUGUUUCAAUGAAUCUCUUCGAACGCUUCAAUUCGCAGAGAGAAUGAGUGGAAUAGCUUUGAAUGUCAACAACAAUCCAUAA
Naegleria fowleri is the source of this 1518-nucleotide messenger RNA. RefSeq lists its product as uncharacterized. Lineage: Eukaryota; Heterolobosea; Eutetramitea; Acrasida; Naegleriidae. The record is from RefSeq and is a predicted model, not a curated record. Gene Ontology annotation, cellular component: kinesin complex; microtubule. Gene Ontology annotation, molecular function: microtubule motor activity; microtubule binding; ATP binding. Gene Ontology annotation, biological process: microtubule-based movement. Bases 1 to 1518 code for a protein of 505 amino acids. The transcript is spliced from 3 exons.